GUUUUUCCAUAGUUACCACUCAAGAUUUGCACUGAGAUGUGCUUAGUUUAAUGCAGUUCUUAGUCUGUUAGCUGAUUGGAGGAUAUCGGGCAGAUGUUGGAUUUACCUCUGGAGAAUUUAUGAGCAUUACAAUGGAGUUUUAGGAACACACAGUUCUCCACCUUCAGUCAUGGUUCUGCAAAGACACUCAGUGACAAACAGACUGAAGAAAUGGAAUGGCUGAUGGCAAAGGAAAUAAAGAAUGGGACUUUGGUCCUGGAGUUUAUCUUUGAUCGAUUCCCUGUGGCCGAGCACCUGAGGAUCCUCUUCUUCCUACUGCACUUGCUGGCCUACUUGGCCUCCCUCAUGGGCAACAUGCUCAUAAUUACCAUCACCUGUGUGGACCACCGACUGCAGACGCCCAUGUACUUCUUUCUCAGCACCUUCUCCUUUGUGGAGUGUUGUUUUAUAACUACUGUUAUCCCCCAGCUCCUCACCAUCAUUCUGUCAGGGAGGCAAAAGAUUCCCUUUAUGGCCUGCAUCUCACAGGCCUUCGUCUAUCUUGUCGUGGGGGCAACUCUUUUUUUCCUUAUGGCUGUGUUAUCCCUGGACCGCUAUCUGGCCAUCUGCAAACCUCUACAUUAUCCAACCAUCAUGAGCCCAAGGAUGUGCUUCCUUCUCGUUACUGUCUCUUUAUUUUUGGGCUUCCUCUUCAUGGCCAGUCCAGUUGUGAUGCUUUCCCAGUCAUUUUACUGUGGUCCAAACAUUAUUCCUCACUUUUUCUGUGAUUUUGGACCACUGGCAAAUCUCUCCUGUUCAGAAACCAGGUCUAUUGAGAUGCUGUUUUUUACCCUUGCUAUAAUUGUGCUUUUUGCUUCCCUUCUGAUCGCCAUCUUUGCAUACAGCAAUAUAGUAGUCACCAUAGUGAGACUCCCUUCAGCCAGGGAGCGACAGAGAGCUUUUUCCACCUGCUCCUCUCAUCUCAUUGUCCUCUCUCUAAUGUAUGGCAGCUGUGCAUUUAUAUACCUGAAGCCAAAGCAGAGAAGCAGAGUGGACACCAACAGAGAGGCUGCUCUUGUGAACACAGUAGUGACACCCCUUCUGAACCCUGUCAUCUACACCCUGCAUAACAAGCAGGUCCACCAGGCUCUCAGUGAUGCUCUGUCCAGGGUUCAAUUGCACAGAUAUCAGAGGAGCAACGCACCUUCCCUUUGACUUAGUCCAAUACCAUAUUUGUUUAAAUGCUCUAUAUUAAUCAUCAGGUACGUUACCAUCAAAUUCUGCUUGUUUAUUAUUACAACAAUGGCUGAUGUGUCCAGUAAUUUCCUCUGAAGGCAUUAGUAAUCUUAUGAUGAAAAAUCUUUUUAUAUCUGCUUUGGUGGCAAUUAAGACCAAAACCUCCUAUAUAUUACAUACAUUGUUACUAUUUAAACAAAGUGCCUCAAGUUAUCCAUGCAUUGGUGUGAUGUGUGUUUUGGUCUGAUUUCAUGUAUCCUGUGUAAGUGAUGGGGGAAAAAAGAGAGACUUGAG
Messenger RNA from Rattus norvegicus (Norway rat), 1509 nucleotides. RefSeq names its product olfactory receptor family 6 subfamily D member 12C (gene Or6d12c). Gene Ontology annotation, biological process: G protein-coupled receptor signaling pathway; detection of chemical stimulus involved in sensory perception of smell; signal transduction. The record is from RefSeq and is a predicted model, not a curated record. NCBI's taxonomy places the organism in Eukaryota, Metazoa, Chordata, Mammalia, Rodentia, Muridae. Gene Ontology annotation, molecular function: olfactory receptor activity; G protein-coupled receptor activity. Gene Ontology annotation, cellular component: membrane; plasma membrane.